Molecule: messenger RNA, 1853 nt
Organism: Rhinichthys klamathensis goyatoka
Lineage: Eukaryota; Metazoa; Chordata; Actinopteri; Cypriniformes; Leuciscidae
Product: olfactomedin-4-like
Exons: 5
Coding region: 41-1420 (459 amino acids)
Biological process (GO): signal transduction
Source: RefSeq, a predicted model, not a curated record
GGUGUUUAUUCUGAGGUUUUAAGGUUCAUUUCAUUUAGAGAUGACUCUGUCUAAUCCAUUCAUUUUGAUGAUUAUUAUUCAUUUAAGUUUCUCUCAGUCAGUGAAAGGAAAAGAAUGCGUGUGCGAUCUGAAAGAUUUAGAUCCUCCUUUUCCUAUGAAUGAACUAAUAAAUGUAGAGACCACUGCUUUACAAUGCAUUGAGACCAUCACUUCAGAAAAGAUGACAGACUUAGACAGGCUUAUGCUGGGUCUACAACAACGCAUCAAGCAGGUGGAGGAAAACGUGAUCGCGCUAGAAAAGGAGGAUGACAGGAAUCUGUAUGGAGCCGUGUCUCUGCGCAUCAUUGAGUUAGAGAUCGCCGAGAUUCAGGACCUCCUCGACAAACUCAACAGGACCACCCAAAAUUACCAGCAUCUCAGUGUACAGACAGCAGCUCAGCUUGAAGCAAUGAAAGACACAAUGGUGGAGUUGGAGAAGUUUGACAAAAUGCAAGUAAUUAAGAGAAAUAGAGAGAGACACAUCAAGAAGAACUUGGAACAGUGUAAAAAAGAGCUCAAGGCUACAGCGGCACCUCCUACAGUUUUCUCAGGUCGCUGUGGUCUGGGCCGUGUGGUCAGUGUGGCGGGACCUAGAACGUAUUCCCUCACGGUAUACAGCACCUCCUAUACUUACGGUGCUUGGGGUCGAGAUGCAAAGCCGGCUCCAGGAGGCGAGAACAAGUACUGGCUGGUGGUGCUGUCAAGUAGUAAUGUAUAUGGCCACUUUGUUCGCCAGUACAGUACCUUGAGUACUCUUUUAUUAGGUAUAGGACCAACAGAUACAUAUAUAUCAAGCACCAACCCCACAACAAAUACAAUUCAGGGGCCAAACAUGGUAAUGUACGGCAAUGCGCUCUACUAUAACUGUUACUACACAUACUCCGUCUGUCAGUUCAACAUGACGACUCGUGCUGUCAGUACUGUUGCUUUACCCAAUGAUGCAGGUUACAACAACAAGUUUCCUUUCGCACAUCUCGGCACAACAUACACCUAUACAGAUAUGGAUUUUGCCACAGAUGAAUCAGGCGUCUAUGUUAUAUACGCAACCACAAGCAACUUUGGAAAUGUGAUUAUCAGUAAAGUUGAGACUAGUAACCCUCCUGUUUUCAACCAAACAUGGUCCACUUCUCUUCACAAAAGGACUGCCACAAACACCUUCAUGGUGUGCGGUGUGCUUUAUGCUACUCGUUACCUAGAUAAAGAAACAGAAGAGAUCUUUUACUCUUAUGACACCCAAACAAAAGAAGAGCGAUACGAUUUGAGAAUUCACAUUAAGAAGAUGCAGACUAAUAUUGAGUUUCUAAACUAUGACCCCAGAGAUCAUCUGCUGUACGUCUACAGUGAUGCCUACAUUCUAACUUAUGAGCUCAUCUUUCAGUAAGUCUCCAAUGAACUUGAACAAUGCGCUUGUAAUCAAUCGCUAUAGAAACAAACCUGGGUAACUAUGGAGACAAACAAGGCAGCAAAGGAAACAAAGGCAAACAAGUCAAGUCACCUUCAUUUAAGUUAAGUUAAGUUUAGUUUAUUGUCCUUUCGGAAAUUCUUUUUGUGUCUGUGUCACCCUUCAGUCAUCACUAACACCAAAUGACAAAUACAGACAAACAUCAAAAAUACCUAACCAAAAGUACCUUACAAAAUACAACAGACAACAACAUUCCUCUCGCAACAGCAAAAUCACUGCCAAAUAUGUCAUUUAUAUCGCGCUUUUGACAAUACAGAUUGUUUAAAGCAGCUUUACAGUGAUAAUAGGAAAUUAUUGCAACAAAGAUUGUUUUGGCUGUACAGCAGCUCUAGAAUAAAGUUAUUGUCUAGCU